This is a messenger RNA of Chlamydomonas reinhardtii, 1488 nucleotides long. RefSeq lists its product as uncharacterized. Lineage: Eukaryota; Viridiplantae; Chlorophyta; Chlorophyceae; Chlamydomonadales; Chlamydomonadaceae. The transcript has a single exon. The coding region runs from base 694 to 1008 and encodes 104 amino acids. The record is from RefSeq and is a predicted model, not a curated record.
UCAACGAAUACAGCUCCUCGCACAUAUCGUGUAAGCUUUCAUCCCAGCCGAUCGAACGAGCGCGCUCUGAAAUUCUUGCAAGUGCGCGCUCUGGCAGGCCAGACUGUGUCGCUAAUACAUCGCACUGUAAGUUAUAGCUGCGCGCAUUCUCGAGGAAGCCAAGAAAGCGCAGUUACCGGCUUCGUUCAUACGCUGCACUCGCUCUCGCGGCCUGGAAAGAAGAUCACGUAUACAGGAAGCUGCGAAUAAUCGAUCAUGCUAGUUGGUUCGAGCUGAAUCGCGCUGUAGCGCAAACGCACCGGGUGCGUCACACUUUCCAUGGCAUAUGUAUAUAGCUGGGCUAAUGACGAGCCCUCCCCUCCCGGAAGAAAAAACCUCGUUCUACUCCGCUUGGUUGCGUUAGGGCGCCUCGGCGCCCUGACCCUCCUUGUCGGUAGUAGUUCCUGGCCGGCCUUCGUGGCCGCGCCAAUCCCCUGUGGCGCCUCCAUGGCGUCCCUGGCGUUGCUUAGGUCAGCUGUAGUGCGUCAGUACUGCUCUGGCUGCGGCGCGACACUCAGUCGGCGACAUCAUCGUCGCCGUCCUGCCGAGCGGUCCCCGCUCUGGCAAUCUUUGCCGACCAUCAUGAUCUCACACCGUGGAGCCUUCGCGACCUAGCGUGGGUGGCGCGCCUGCUCGCCGGUCGACCUCGUCCUCAUGGCUUCGCGAUGCUUCUGGCGGGGCGCUCGCUGCUGCCGGGCUCGCAGUGGCGUGUCGCUGAGCGGCUCUUUCGGUAACGGAGGGCCGAUUGGAGCUGCUGGCGACUCUUGCUGUGGGCUGCUGCCGCGGCCUGACGUGGCGCCGGGCUCGCCGCGCGUGAACCGGGGCACGCUGCGGCGGGAGCCAGGACCGGCGUCUUCCGGGCGGCGGCGGCUGGAGCUGUGGGCGCAUCUACACAGUGGAGAGACCUGCUUGGCGAAUGCAGUCUGGCGAAGGCAGUCCAGCGAAGGCUGGCUGGCGCAGGCCGACUAAGCGAAGGCUGGCUGGCGCUGUCUGCUGUGCUAGGGUGUUGCGAGGCUGUGUGGACUUGGUUGGGCGGUGGGCGUGCCUGCACCGCCUGUGCUAGGUUACGGGCGCUAUGGCUUGUGCUGUCUGAUGGGUCGGACCGGCUGAUCCUCGUGGUUCAGCGAACUUGCACGGCCCUAGGCCGUCUACAGGAUGCAGCUUCGGGCUGCACCCAACAGUGUGAGGGCCCUGCCCUGUUGGUGCUGGUGUUUUGGGGUAGGAGUUGCACUUUGCAAAGUGGCAGUCAGUCUGACGCCGACCCGCGGCUUAGGUGAGCAGCGCUAGCGUUUGCGGUGAGCCUUGCUCGGGGUUCCUCCCCUCCUUUAGUGAGGCGAGGAGCAUGGGGGUCAUUCGAGGUUCCCUCCUCGAGUGUGCGUACGUGUCUCGUGCGUUUAUGGAGCCCUGGCUUGCCCGUGGCUGUCAUCCCACAUGUAACCUCUAUUCGCU